Messenger RNA from Pseudoliparis swirei, 3756 nucleotides. RefSeq names its product arf-GAP with Rho-GAP domain, ANK repeat and PH domain-containing protein 1. Lineage: Eukaryota; Metazoa; Chordata; Actinopteri; Perciformes; Liparidae. Gene Ontology annotation, molecular function: GTPase activator activity. Gene Ontology annotation, biological process: signal transduction. The transcript has 25 exons. The record is from RefSeq and is a predicted model, not a curated record.
UGAGCAGUCAGACAGGUGAGCAGUCACACAGGUGAGCAGUCACACAGGUGAGCAGUCAGACAGGUGAGCAGAAGGAAUCUCAAGUGUUCGUCGGCGCUCAACACAAAAUGACUCCUCCUCCACUUCCUGUUCCAAAGCCUCGAGUUCGUUACAUGAGAGACAAUCUAAGCUCCGCCUCCUCUUUGGACAGAGAUGUGAUCAGUGAAACUCUUCAACCAGCUGCGUCUAAUGGGAAUGAAAUGAACACAGGCGAAGGGGCUCCUCCUCUUCCUCCUGUCUUCCCGACUUUGGAUGGCGUGACUGAUGUCAUCGCCGCCAGCAUCCCGUCAUUGGCUGGAUUUGCUAGCUCCAUUAGAGGCCACGCCCCCACCCCGCCGGCUCCCUCGGCCCCCCCCUCCGGAGACGGCAUGGCUAACAGCAUACCUAGCUUAGCAGGACCUGCUAGCGCGGUGGCUAAGCUAAGCGCGCCUGAACCUGCACUUAGCAUAGAUAGCAUCAUUAGCUCGUUGGCUAACAUACCCAGUUUAGCGGGAAUUGUUAGCAUCGUGGCUAAUCCUGUCCUGGAUAAACCACACCCCGCCUCAUUGCCGAGGGGCGGAGCCACACACACAGAUGUUGGCGCGUUGUCUCAGCUGGUGAUGUCAUCUUUAGAGCUGAAGGCAGCCUUCCCCUUGCCUCCACUAGAGGGCGCUGCUGAGCCGCCGGAGGAGGGCUGUAAACGGUCUCCUCCCACCAUGCAAGAGGAAAGGCCGUACGUCACCGUGUUGGCGUGUUGGGCGAGCCAGGACGACACGGACUCGUCCAAUGAGGAGGACGAUACAGGAGUUAACCCCGCCCCCCCGGGAGCCGCCGGACCAAUGACAGGAGAGACAACGUAACGGCAGCUCGCAGCACGUCUCCCGGGCCGCGUGUUCUGGUACCAGCUGUGUUGUCUCCGCAGCGUCCCGGCCAAUCCCGCGGCUCGCCUGGUCCCCAAGAGGCCGGCCCCGCCCCCUCCUCCUGCUCCUGGCCAAUCAGGAAAGCCUCUGAAAAAGAAGAUUCCCAGAGCGGCCACCAUCCGAGUGUCCAGGAAGAGGGGGGCCCCCGGGGCCACGGCGCCCAGGGGGCCCCCCGGCGCCGUGGCCCGAGCCGGCUGGCUGGACGUCUGGAAGGGCUUCAGACAUCAUGUUCUCUGGGCGACGCUGGACGGACAGCUGAUGGCUCUGUGGAAGAAACGGACAGACCGGUUCAGCGAGGUCCUCUUCCACGUGUCCAGCGUCACCGACGUGAAGCGACAGGAGAAAGGACGCUUCUCUGUUUACUUCCGGAAGAAGCAUUACGACUUCAUGGCUCACAGCGAGGAGGUUCAAAGGGGUUGGGUCAUGUCUCUGCUAGCCGCUCGAGGCCAGCCGAGCCCCUCCCCCCCAGAACUCCACGGACCAAUCACCAUCAGGGACCCGCGCAGCCGGGCCUAUGCCGCCGUCUGGGGUCACGACCUCUGGCUCUACCCCAACAAGGAGAGCUCCCAGCUGGGCAUCGCCUCCCUCUCAGUCCCCCUGAACGUGUCCUCAGUGAAGUCCACGGGGAGGCACUCCUUCAGCCUGACCACGCCCCACAGGGCCUUCAGCCUGUCCGUUGAUUCGUCCAAGGAGCUGUCCGUCUGGCUGGACGGCCUGUCCUCCUGCAUCCGCAGCGCCCUGUCGAGCAGCCAGGUGGCGCUGCGGCUCUGGCAGAACCCCGACAACAAGGCGUGCGGCGACUGCGGCGCGGCCGAUCCCGAGUGGGCGUCGGUCAACCUGCUGCUGGUCAUCUGUCACACCUGCGCAGGUCAGCAUCGAGCUCUGGGCAGCAACCUGUCCAAGGUACGCAGUCUGAAGAUGGACAGCAAGGUGUGGACUGAACCACUCAUACAGCUGUUGCUUUGCCACGGUAACCGGCUGGCCAAUCAGGUGUGGGCUCCUGCGGUGCCAGCAGCCGAGCAGCUGACCCCGAGCUCGUCGGAUGAAGAGAGGUCAAAGUUCAUCACGGACAAAUACAGAAGGGGCCGCUACCGCCGCGUCCACGCCCUAAGCUCCUCCCCCUCUCUGAUGGAGCAGAGGCUGUGUCAAGUGGUUUGUGGAGACGACAUCGAGGAAACGAUGUCUCUGAUCUGUUCAGGAGCAAAGGUGUGUCAGUCAGACCCUCAGAGCCCCUCCCCCAUCCUGCUGGCUGAGAGGGCCGGACAGGCUCAGCAGACGGAGCUGCUGCGCCUCAAUGAGUACACAGACGUCCCCCCUCACCUGGGCCCCAGAGGAGGCUCCGCCCCCUCAGUACACCUGUACUACUGCCCUGUGUACUCUGUGUACUUCCUGUGUACUCUGGCCUCCUGUCUUCCUGUGUACUCUGGGUACUCUGUGUACUUCCUGUGUACUCUGUGUACCUCGUGUACUUCCUGUGUACUCUGUGUACUCUGGGUACUCUGUGUACCUCGUGUACUUCCUGUGUACUCUGUGUACUUCCUGUGUACUCUGGGUACUCUGUGUACCUCGUGUACUUCCUGUGUACUCUGUGUACUUCCUGUGUACUCUGGGUACUCUGUGUACCUCGUGUACUUCCUGUGUACUCUGGGUACUCUGUGUACCUCGUGUACUUCCUGUGUACUCUGGGUCUCCAGAGUGUCUCCUGGCUUCGAGGUGGUGACUCUGAGCGACCAGCUGCUCUGUGCUGCCGACAGCGAGGAGGAGCUGAGGACUCACCUGGUCCACAUCCUGAAGGUGAUUCUCCCAGGGGGUGUGUCUUAUGCAGAGAUGGGCGGGGCUUCUGCAUUCAGUAAAGUGCUUGUCGUUGAUGUGGGCGGAGCCUCAAAUCAUUGUGAGAGCUGGUUGUUGCUUCUGGAGGACGAAGUCAGUCUGCACCCUGUCAACCGACUCACCCAACAGCCAAUGAGGAGGCAGCUGCAUACGCUCACUCACCAUGAAAACACCAUCACCAUGGUUACUGCAGACAUGAAUGUGUCCCUGCGCUUCAAGGAGCAGCACAGCUGUCGGUCCUGGUUCAGCCACCUGCAGAGAGCUCUGGCCAAUCAGAGCUCAGCUGGGCGGCGUCUGUACCCGGUGGUGGGCGUGGCCUCGAGGGGCUUGGUGCCACCAGCCAUCGAGCGCUGCAUCUCCCACAUCACAGCGUUUGGUCUGAAGGUGGAGGGCGUGUACCGCCGCUGUGGUCUCGCAUCCAAAGUCACCCGAUUGGUGGAGGCUCUGAUGACAUCACCUGACUCCACCCCUCUGGAGCAUGACGAGCAGGGUGUUUUAGAUGCUGGCUCCGCCCUCAAACAAUAUGUCCGCCAGCAGGAGCGUCUGCUCCCUGACGGAGAGCGGCAGCAAUGGAUACACGCUGCAAUGUUUACAGAUGAACUCGCCAGAUUCUCUGAAUACAGACGUUUGUUACGGAAACUUCCUGAAGACAAGAGAGCGACUCUGAACGCACUGUUUGGACACUUCUACAUGGUCCAGGUGUUCUCGCAGGUCAACAGGAUGUCGGCCCAGAACCUGGCUCUGGUUCUGGUCCCCACUCUGUUCCAGACUCUGAACCAGGAGCUGCUGCUGCUCACCAGAGAGUUCAUCAUCCACCACACACUGCUGUUCCUGACACCUGAAAGGGAGGAAGAGGAGGAGCAGAUCACUGUGUUCUGAAGAAGUUGUUUACUAAUUAACUUCCUGAAAACUUUAAUUCAAUCAGUUUUACUCAACUUUUAAUGUUUAAAUCGUGAAAAUAUAUAAAGUUCAUUUGGUUUACAGAUUA